Molecule: messenger RNA, 6956 nt
Organism: Microtus oregoni (creeping vole)
Lineage: Eukaryota; Metazoa; Chordata; Mammalia; Rodentia; Cricetidae
Product: zinc finger protein OZF-like
Exons: 5
Coding region: 161-1840 (559 amino acids)
Biological process (GO): negative regulation of transcription by RNA polymerase II
Molecular function (GO): DNA-binding transcription repressor activity, RNA polymerase II-specific
Source: RefSeq, a predicted model, not a curated record
CGGAAGUGGCUGGAGAGAGGUUGUUCCGGAUCAUCUCAGUGUCCUACCCGACCUAACCGGGUACUGCUGUGGUUGGUAUCCGCUGGUCCUUGGAAUUCGUAGCCCGUGGGGUCCCAGUUGAGCUCUGCCAUUUCCCAGAGUGCCCCAAGAGUAGAGAAGCAUGGCUAUUGUGGAUGUCAACACUGUGUUCAAGGAGCUGGUGGUGUUCAGGGAUGUGGCUGUGGAGUUCUGUAAGGAGGAGUGGGAGUGCCUGGGCCCUGAGCAGAGGUCUUUAUACAGAGAUGUGAUGCUGGAGACCUACAGCAACUUUGUGUCACUAGGACUUGCCAUUUCUAAGCCUUUAGUAAUUUCACUGCUGGAGCAAGGCAAAGAACCGUGGAUGGUGGAGCAAGCAGGAUGGUAUCCAGAUUUGCUGUCUGUAAAUGAAACGAAGAAUUUAUCUCUAGAGUGUGGCAUCUUUGGAAAGGAAUCAUUGAAAUGGAAAAUAAUAGAAAGAGUCGGUAAUUCUUGCCUUGAGGAAUCUAGUUUUGGAAAUGACUGGAGAUGCAAGGGACUCCUUGAGGUACAAGCGGAAUCCACAGAGGAGUGUGUUGAGAGAGUGGCAGCUCCGUUGGAAAAGAUGCCAGCCGAAUUCAUUCAGCCUGCACCCAUCGCUCUGAGUGAAAUGACUCACUCUGAAACAAAACACUAUCAACAGGAGGCAGGCGAAUCCAUUACUCAGCAGGUAAGAGUUCCUGCCAGUGACAAACUUAACGAAGUGUAUGAGAAUUCGUUUGUCUACUACACGGAUCAGAUGAAGCAUCAGCAGGACUUUGCUGGCGAGAAGUGUGAUGAGUUGAAGGAGUGCAGCAGAGGAUUUGCCUAUGACUUCCAUCUUGCCCCAUAUCAGAUCAAUAAGAAGCCCUAUCAGUGUGAGAUCUGUGGCAAGAUCUUUGAAAAGCAUGCUUACCUUGUUCAACAUAAUCGCUUUCACACUGGCGAAAAGCCCUGUGAAUGCAAGGAAUGUGGGAAAGCCUUCACUAACUGCUCCCUGCUCGUCCAGCACCAGAGAGUUCACACGGAUGAGAAGCCCUAUGAGUGCAAGCACUGUGGGAAGGCCUUCCUCUACUUCUCUACAUUUUUUCAACAUCAGAGAACACACACCAAUGAGAAGCCUUACGAGUGUCACAAAUGUCAGAAGGCCUUUAACAAGAGUGCAAACCUUACCAGACAUCAAAGAAUUCACAGCGGUGAGAAACCCUAUGAGUGUAACUUAUGUGGAAAGACUUUUACUUGGGCUUCCAACUUGAAUGAUCACCAGAAAAUUCACACUGGUGAAAAACCUUAUGAGUGUAACUAUUGUGAAAAAGCCUUUCUCUGUCAUUCAGCAUUCAUGAAACACUAUAGAACUCACACAAAUGAGAAGCCCUAUGAGUGUCAGGAGUGUAUGAAGGCCUUUAGGCAGAAAGCACAUCUCAUCCAACACCAGAGAGUCCACACUGGCGAGAAACCUUAUGAGUGUAAGGAGUGUGGGAAGGCCUUCGCUUGUCCGUCAUACUUUAAUAGACAUCAGAGAAUUCACACUGGGGAGAGGCCUUAUGAAUGUAAAGAGUGUGGAAAGGCUUUUAUCGAUUGUAAAACUCUUAUUCUACACCAGAGGAUCCACACUGGGGAGAAACCCUUUCAAUGCCAGCAGUGCAGCAAGGCCUUUAGACAGAGGUCCCACCUUACGCAGCAUCAAAGAAUCCAUACUGGCGAGAAGCCCUAUGAAUGCAAGGAGUGUGGACAGGCCUUUACUCGGCUCCUGCAGGUGAAGAAGCACCAGAGAAUACACACAAUGGGAGAAAUUCUAUGUAUUUGAAUACUGCCCUUUAUUUGUUCAACAUCUUCAUGUAUAUAUGGAAGAAAAAUGUUGAUAAGAUCAGAAAUAUGGGAAACACCCGUAGGUGUCCCUCAGCUACCCUGACCCUGCUGAGAAAAGCCUGGAAGUGAGGCGUAUGGAGCCUCUUAACAUUGUGUAAUUUAUACUAUGGUGAUUAGGACAGGAAGCCCUCGUUUUUUUCAGCUAUUCGAUACCGAAUAAGAGUUUGUAAGAGAAGACCAUCUGAUAACUACUUUUUUUUGCUUUAUAACCUACAAUUUAUUGAACAUUAAUACACAUAGGAAAAAUAAAAAUUAAAUUAUGACUAGAAAUACUAAUUCUAUUACCAGUAAAAGGGUUACAUUUAAUUAUAGCUAUAGAAAAUGCCACAUAGAGAAUGAUUGCGUGGGCCUUCUUGGUGUAGACGCUAUCCCGUGCAUCAUUUGCCACCUGUAUUUUAUUAUUAGCUAACUUCUGCACUUCAGAUUGCUGCCUGUUAGUCAGUAGUAAGGCUCUUGUGAGGACUGAAUGAAUUUAGUAGAGGGAACUUUGGCAUAGUCAGUAGCAUGGAGGAAGGAUUAGGAAAUGUUAGGAACCAUCUAUUUGCCAUAGUCUUCGUUAUUAUUAGUAGAAUGUUCAUGUGCAUUUUAUUAAUGCCAUCUCCUGUCAGCUUGUCCCAUAGCAAAGCUCUCAUGGUGAGUUUUGGCAACAAUGGUCGGACUAGAACAUGAUGAGCAGCUUUUCACCCCAUCUUCAGUUGAACCAGGCAGUUGACUCUGGCGCGGCCGCCAGGACUCACUGCAUUUAGCCGGAAGGUGGGCUCAAAGUGUCCUCCGUAGCAGAAACUGUGAGUUUACUUAUACAGGACAGAUGGGUUUGCACAGGAUGGGAAGUGGAACACAUUUGCAAUCUAUAACCAUCACCAUGUAACUUCUGGAUUACGCGAAAAAUUCAGCCUGAAAAUACAGCUUGCUUCAGUGUGGAAGAUAGGCAGCUCUACAUAAUAAAACAUGAUGUGGCUCAUUUGCAUAAAUGCUAUAAAAUAUUCAAUAAAAAAUCAAUAAAUUCUAGAGUUGACAGCAGAAGUAGAUAUUAUUACAAUAAUUGAUUACUUAAUUUAAAGGAGUUUAAGAAAAUCAGUAAAAUCGGUAACUGGACCUUAACAGUUUUUCCCAAACCAUCUGAUACGUUAACUGGAUUUUCCAGGUCCUAAGGAGACAUUUGGAAGACACAGAUUUAACAGUCAGGGCUAAUGGGAAGGAAGCAGAACAUUUGCAGGCAGAAAUAUUGUCGGUUGGCUUUGGUGGGUUUUAUUUCAAGACAGCGUCUCUCAUAAUCCUGUGGCAAUCCUGCUUUAAAACACUGAGUGCUGGGGUUAGCAGUAUGUGCCCCCACACUGCCUUGAACUCAGUCGGGAGCCACUGAACCGUUCCCAGCCCUCUAUUUUCUGAGGCCUGGUCUUGCUAAACUGCCAAGGCAGGCCUUGAGCUCAUCUCCUUGCACUGGCCUCUGACAGCUGGGAUUACAGACAUCUGCCACCGGGUACAGCUAGAAAGGGUUACUCCUAUGAAAUAAUUUGUUCAGUGUUAUUUGACUUAAAUUUGAAAUGUUUAACUUUUGAUGACUAUAUAUAAAUUUUUCAGACGGAUUCACAGACGCAUAGAAUCAAACCAGUAUACUCUUAAAAAGUAGGAAAAUGGUUGUGUUCCCGUAAGUGGAGCCUGUGACACUGUUCAAGAAAGCUGUUGUUUGCCAUAGGAUCAUGUGGCCCAGGCUGCGGCUUCCCCGGUGCUGUCGUACCAGAUAGCAGGGACAUUUGAAACAGAUUGUCAACAUAAUACCUUUGCCAGUCCAUCGUUUUCGUAAGGUGAUCUGUCUUAACCGAGUAUGUUGGUGCACUCAUGUAAUCCCAGCGCUGGGAAGGUGGGUGUAGAAAAUCAGGAUUGUUCAAGGCUAACCUGGGCCACAUGAGACCCUGUCUAUGUUAGAAUCAUAGAAGGUAGCUGAGAAAAGCAGAAGCAACCAGUAAUCAAAAUAAGACCGCAGACAAAGACCGGUGAACCUAGAAGGAGCCAGUGGGAAGUUGUGCGGUAGGAUGGUAGACAUUGUAUCAGUAAUUCCAAAAGCUAUUUGAAUAGGCUGAUUACUAUAGUUGGAAGAAAGGUUUUUCUUAUUUAAAUGAAAGACUAGGUUGCUGUGGGACGUUUGGAAUUGUACCCCUCGGGAGCUGAAGAUAAGAUUGCUGUUGUUUCAGACUAGCUUGGGGUACAUAGAAAAACCCCACCUCAAAAAUAAAUAGAUAAGACAAUGCUACAAAAGGAUUGAAAUUAAAGGAUGGGGAGAGAAACCCAUGCUGUUGAGAUAUUAACCAAAGAAAUCACACAAGGAAGAGCUGAAGAACAAAAAUGAUUUACCAAAAAAAAGAAAAAGAAAAUGGAAAAAAUGACAUAGUGUUCAAAGAUUCAUCUCAUUAAAAGGAUUGAAUGUUUUUAUUUGUAACUAAUAGCACAGCCUCCAUAAAUAAAAAGCAAAGGUUAAACUACAAAGAGAAAAGACAGCUUGGAUUUUAACGUGCCUGUCUAGAACAUUUGGACAAAUAGCAAUGAAAGGCUUAGCGGACAUACCUGGACUCCAAAUUUGCAAAAUACUCUUAUAUAAGAAAUUAUUUUCUGUGUCUUGAACUUCAAGUCUGAAUAAGUCUCAGUUGGUUCAAAUUACAUACAAUGCCUUCUUGCAUAGGCCCAGAGAUGUCUCUCCAUUAUCUUUGGAAAUAUACUUUUAAAUAACUUCAAAGUAACCACUAGUUAGAACUUGAUGAGCUGAGGGGAAAUACUUCCCCUCGGAUAACCUAGGGAAUGCGAGGGUCAGGUCCAGAAAACUGAGGUCAGUGAGAAAUUCACUGUCUCAAGGUGUUGGAGAGUUUUAAAAGAUGAAAGAGGAAGAAUAGGUUGAAAGCAGCAAUUCACUGGGAGGCAAGCAUCCAUAUAACUUGUUAAGCAGCUGACAUAUUCUGGGGUGAUCUUUAGCUGUUAAGGAAUUGUCGAAGCCAGGUGUGGUGUUACACAUCUUUAGCCCUAGACUUCAGGAAGCAGAGGCUAGAUGGUCUCUGAGUUCCAGGUCAGCCUGGUCUACACAGUGAGACCCUCCCUGCGUUGGGGGGUGGUGAGAGGGGAGGUAAGGGUGUGAGGGGUUUGGAGCCUGCAUUCCAGCACUCAGGAGUGGAAGGCCAGGGACAGCCUUGGCUACACAGUGAGACUCCUUCCCCUCAGCACUGAAACUAAAUCCUUUACAUUAUUGAAGAAUACGUCCGUUAGUGUUUCUAAGUGUAGAAAGUGGAAUAUAUUAGGGAAUAAAGACUAACUUCCUUGCUCAUGGUCCUUGUCUGUGUAGUGUUAUUGUUUGGCCUCCCCACAGUUAACUGAAUCAGUCCCUCACUGAGGUACAUAGUCUUCUCCCCUUUGAAAUACAGAAUGAGGUGACUGUCGUUGUACAUAUUAGCUUCUAUGUGCAGGUGUCUAGGAAAGCUCCACCCCUGGGUUGCCUUUGCUGUUUUGAGUACAUGUGCAUUUACAAAAGGCCAAUAGCAGUUGGUUCUUUCUCGGAUGUUGUAUGGCUCCCUUUCCUCUGCCUUUGCUGACACCUUAUUAAAGUCUGAUUUGCCAUUCUGUUAAGUGAAAUGUAAUGACAUUUUUAAUUUGCAUUUUUCUGCUGAAUGUAAUUUGCUUUUAAUGCCAUUCUUUCAUAUUUUCAAAUACUGCAUUUUCUGUGAACUGUCUUAAUACUAUUUUCUGGUGAACGAUUGUUUUCCUGCUGGCUGUGUAAUACUUAUGACCGUUUUCUCUAGUUUGUGGUUACAUUAGUUUUUUUUUUGUUUGUUUUUUAAUGUCAGAUUUGGGUUUGUAAAUGUAGCCAAUUCAUGAUUGGAAGAGAUCUGUUUUGGUGGUGAUGCUUGUAAGUCAUUUUUCAUCCCAGUAUAUUUUCAAAAGGUCCCUUGCUUUCCUCUUAUGGUUGAUGUUAUGAUUUACAAUGUAAAUACUGCAGCUUGGGUAUGCGGAGGUUGGCAGGGCAUCAUGUCCCUCUUCGUGGAUGGCGACGUGGAUGUCUCAGCACUCGGUCCUGUCAGUUUUAACACAAACAAGCUGUGUUCCUAGAUUUUUGGACUUAACUCCCCAACUUUAAAUGCUGUUUUUAUUUUGAGAUAAGUCUUGCCUAGGUUGGCCUUCAUGUCCUGACCCUCCCAUCGGCUUCCUACAUGCUGGAAUUAUAGGUGCAUGCCCACAUCCAGUUGGACCUCUGCCCAGCUGAUCUGUUCCCCCAUUCCUCUCCUCUGCUCCCUUUAAUCCCAGAACUCAGAAUGCAGAGGCAGGAAGAUCUCUGAAUCUAAGGCUAGCUUGGCCUACAUAGAGUUCCAGGCCAGCCAGGACUGCACAGGGAGACUGUAUGUGGCCUGUGCAUGUGAGCACGGGUGCUUUGGAGACUUCUGUGGAGCCAAGGCAUCAGAUCGCCUGUGGAGGAGUUGAGGUGGUUCUGAGGCACUGGGUGUUAGGAACCUGAAACCUCACCCAGGUCCUCUGCAAGAGCAGCGCACACUCUUACUCACUGAGCCAGCUCUCCAGCCCCUCUUUCCUUUAGAAAUACGGCCUUGCAAUGGAGUCCUGUCUGACCCAGGGCCUGUGACAGUCCUCCCUCUGCCUCUAGAGUGUUGUAAUUAACAGUCACCUAUCUUGGAUCUGUUUCUUGGCUUUUAUGGCCUGAUGAUCUCCCUUUCUUUUCUUGCUUUUAAUCAGAGGCAGGUGGAUCUUCUGAGUACAAGGCCAGCCUGAUCUACAGGGUGAGUUCUAGGGCAGUCAGGGCUACAUAAUGACUCUGUCUCCAAACAUAAAAUUGCUUAAAGUGUUUUGGUACUUGGUAAGCUCUUUGUGUAGCUGAGGAUGGCCUUGAAUGUGUCCCAGUUUAAUUACAAGCAUGUACCACCAUGCCCCGUGGGGAAGUGGCUUAAAAUGUGUUAUUGAACAUAAUAAAUAUUUGACAACUAUUAUGGUUUAAAUUUUCCUCAUUUGGGGGACUUGGGGCAAUUGUCAGUAAAGUGCUUGCCAAACAAGGAUUCAGACCUGGA